Aspergillus nomiae NRRL 13137 is the source of this 1566-nucleotide messenger RNA. RefSeq names its product phosphotransferase family protein. Lineage: Eukaryota; Fungi; Ascomycota; Eurotiomycetes; Eurotiales; Aspergillaceae. The transcript has 2 exons. The record is from RefSeq and is a predicted model, not a curated record. Bases 1 to 1566 code for a protein of 521 amino acids.
AUGUCCUCAGAUUCGAAGCCAAACAUAUUUACUUACGCCGACUUUGACCUUCAAGCUUUGUGUUAUAAAGCGAGCACACUACGGCAGGGUGUUUCAUGUGUCUGUAGGCCCGAUCAACGACCUUGCUCGGGAAGUUUCAACUGGGCUAUCUUCAUUUCAUUUGAAGAUGGGAUACGAUGGGUCUUCAGAUCCCCACACCCCAGACCAUUCAUGUCAAUGGAAAUGGGCAUGAAGCUACUGGCUAGUGAAGCUGCUACACUCCGAUACCUCAGAGCUCACAGCGACGUGCCGGUCCCAGAAGUAUACGAUUAUUGUGCAUCAUCCGAGAAUGAUAUCGGGAUACCAUUUAUUAUUAUGAGUGAAGCGCCAGGGCGGCCAUUGUCAAAAUUUUGGAGGCCAGCUGGUUCUCCUCAACCCGACCUAGACACCCUCAACAAAGCUCGAGUUCUUACCCAGUUAGGCGCUAUUACUUGGAAGCUUUCUCAAUUACGGUUUAAUACAAUUGGCUCACUCUUUGAAGACGAUGUGUCCUUUGAAAUCAAGGAAUGCCUCUCACGCGGCCACAUAUUACAUGGACGAUAUCAGUUGGAGACUCAGCGUGGGCCUUUUACUUCUGAGACAGAUUUCUAUAACAGCCUUGUCUCCGCUUUCUCGGAGCAUGCCGAGAUUCUACAGUUAUCGCAUCAUUGUUUUGUGGCGCCUGUCCCCUCGCCGGAAGACUAUCAAUCCAUCAUGCAAUACCGGAGUGCCGUGGACCUAUGGAGCGACUUUGUGACUGUUGGGCGCAAAGCCGAUUCGUCAGAAAACCGACUUGAUUAUAUCAUUGCAGGCGACGCUCUCCGCGACAUUGUACCCAAAAUUGAACUUCCAGCCGUCAGCCCGAAGACGUUCCCGUUAUACCACGCUGAUUUGAGCGUCAGUAAUAUAUAUGUCGAUGAAGAUUAUAACAUUACGUGUAUCAUCGACUGGGCGUUUGCUUCGUCUAUACCUGAAUCUAUACUGCUCGCCGCGCCAGGGUUGCCGCAAUACCGCGACGAAAUUAGUCCAGAGUUAGUUGUACCCUUCAUAGACGGUUUUAUUGCUGCUAUACCGGGGUCGAUCGAAAAGAGUUUAGUCCACAAAUAUCGCGAAUCACUUGAGCGGGCCCAAGUCUCUUGGAGACUGAGUCGGCUCUUGAGCCUUGACUCUAUAGGUGACUAUAACCUUUUUACUACUAUAUGGCACAUUGCUCGUGGUCCUGAGGUGGAUAUAGGGCAAUACUUCUUACAACAGCGGCGCUCCCCUCGCUAUAUCCAGCUGUAUAAUGAAGUCCGAGAAGAGGAUCAGCCGCUCUCGAAAAUUGAAAAGGACGAAAAAGAAUAUUUUCAAAACAAGGUCUUCAUGAAUACAAUAGCUAAGAAGCUUACGCUCGUGUCCGAAUGGAAAACAAAAUAUACUGCCAACAACCCGCCAAAGCUUCGGAGAGAUAUGUUUGUCGCUUCUCCAAACCUGUGGAAGUGGAUCCAACGAUUUAUACAGGACUGGGAAGAUAUGUUUGAUAUGUCCACCAAAGAAUCAGGAUUUUAA